CGGCACGGUACAAGCGCAUCGAAAAAUAUAAAAUCCAGCACAAACGCUAUGCUGCGUUUCCGGAAAUGGAGAAUUUUUUUAUCAAUACUCAACCUUUUCACUUUUUCCCCUUUAUAAUUAUUGUUUCUUCCUCUUCUAUUUUGUCGUUAGUGGCACUGAAAACAUCUUUUUUCUAUUUCUUAAUUCACCUUUAGCCUCUUGAUUCGCAAUUAAUUGGCUCCCACCAUUGCCUUACGCACGGCCAGAUAUAAAAUACUCAAAGGUAUAAAUACCCGCACAUUAUGGCUAGCUUACUUCGGGCUGCUCGCAGCCAGGCUAUGCGCCAGCAGCGCUCCACGGCCUCGACCCUGCUUGGCCGCCACUCGGCAAUGGCGUACCCGCUGUUCUCGGCCGCCUCACGCCUCACCCCAGUUUCUGUCGUGCGGUCAAAGUCGACUGUGGCCGGCGCGCCUCACCCCAGCGAGUCGUUCUUGUCGGGCAACGUGACUCCGUACAUCGAGGAGAUGUACGAGGCGUACAUCAAGGAUCCUGAGUCGGUGCACGUCAGCUGGCGCACAUACUUCAAGAACGUCGACAAUGGCCUCAAGCCCGGCCAGGCGUUCCAGACUGCCCCGGACUUUAUUUCUGCCACGGCGAUCAACCCCUCCAGCGAUGCGGCGUCGAACCUCUCCGGCCUGCAGGGCAACCCUGAGGUCGUAGACCACCUCAAGGUGCAGCUCAUGGCGCGCGCCUACCAGGUGCGUGGACACCACCUUGCCAAGCUGGACCCGCUGGGCAUCCAGGUGCCCGACCACAGCACGGUGUCGGCCAACGAGCUCAAGCCAAGCUACUACGGAUUCACCGAGAAGGACAUGGACCGUAAGUUUACUCUAGGUCCCGGCGUGCUGCAGAACUUUUCCAAGGCUGGGCACAAGGAUAUGACGCUGCGCGACAUCGUCAAGACGCUCGAGACCGUCUACUGCGGUCACAUUGGCGUUGAGUAUACGCACAUCGCCGAGCGCGAGCAGUGUGACUGGAUUCGCGAGCGCUUUGAGGUGCCCGAGCGGUUUAAGUACUCCAAGGAGCAGAAGCAGCGCGUGCUAGAUCGCCUGAUCUGGGGCAGCAGUUUUGAGAAGUUUGCGUCGACCAAGUGGCCCAGCCAGAAGCGCUUUGGCCUUGAGGGCUGCGAGGCGCUGAUCCCCGGCAUGAAGGAGCUCAUUGACCAUUCGGUUGAUCUGGGUGUCGAGUCGAUCAUCAUGGGCAUGGCGCACCGUGGUCGCCUGAACGUGCUGAGCAAUGUCGUGCGCAAGCCCAACGAGUCCAUCUUCUGCGAGUUCUCGGGCGAGCUUGAGCCGACCAACGAGGGCUCGGGCGACGCCAAGUACCACAUGGGGAUGAACUUUGAUCGCCCCACGCCCAACGGCAAGCGCGUGCACCUGUCGCUGCUGGCCAACCCAUCCCACCUCGAGGCAACCGACCCGGUUGUCCUGGGAAAGACUCGCGCUCUGCAGCUGUACACCAACGACGUCAAGCGCGAGCGCACGAUGCCGCUGCUGCUGCACGGUGACGCUGCGUUCUCGGCGCAGGGCAUUGUGUACGAGACCCUCGGCUUCAGCGAGCUGCCCGGCUAUGCCACUGGUGGCACAAUCCACGUCAUUGUCAACAACCAGGUUGGUUUCACUACUGAUCCGCGCUUCGCUCGCUCGACGCAGCACCCAUCAGACAUUGCCAAGUCGAUCAGCGCGCCGAUCGUGCACGUCAACGCCGACGACGUCGAGUCAGUCGUAUUUGCGUUCUCGUUCGCGGCCGAGUGGCGUCAGAAGUUCCACAAGGACAUUGUCAUUGACCUCGUCGGCUACCGCCGCCAUGGUCACAACGAGGCCGACCAGCCCUCGUUCACACAGCCCCUGAUGUACAAGAAGAUCAAGCAGCAGCGGCCAGUCAUCGACAAGUACGUUGAGCAGCUUGUCAACGAGGGCUCGUUCACUACGGCCGAGAUCGAGGAAAACAAGAAGCGCGUGUGGAAUAUCCUUGACGAGUCAUACAAGAAGAGCAAGAACUACAAGCCGUCCAGCACCGAGUGGCUGUCGUCGGCAUGGCCUGGAUUCAAGUCGCUGGCCGAGCUGGCCACUGAGGUGACACCCGCUUACCCGACUGGCGCCAGCGAGGAGAUCAUCAGCCACGUCGGCAAGUUCAUCUCUUCGGUGCCGUCGGACUUUAACGCGCACCCGCUGCUGACCAAAAUUUUCAAGGCGCGUGCCGAGGCGCUGGACAAGGGCACAAGCAUUGACUGGGCGGCGGCUGAGGCGCUGGCAUUCGGCACGCUGCUGCUCGAGGGCAAGCACGUGCGUCUUAGCGGACAGGACGUCGAGCGCGGCACGUUCUCGCACCGCCACGCUGUGCUGCACGACCAGACCAAUGAGCGCCAGUACACGCAGCUGGCCAACCUGAGCCCCACGCAGGCGCCGUUCUCGAUCAGUAACUCGUCGCUGUCCGAGUACGGUGUUCUGGGUUAUGAGCUCGGCUAUUCGCUGGCCAACCCCAACGCGCUGGUGAUGUGGGAGGCACAGUUUGGUGACUUUGCCAACACGGCGCAGGUCAUCAUCGACCAGUUCAUUGCGGCCGGCGAGAAGAAAUGGCUGCAGCGCACGGGCCUGACCAUGCUGCUGCCCCACGGCUUCGACGGCCAGGGCUCUGAGCACUCGUCGGCACGUCUGGAGCGCUACCUGCAGCUUUGCGACGAGCACCCGUACAUCUUCCCGUCGCCCGAGAAGCUGUCGCGCCAGCACCAGGACUGCAACAUGCAGGUGGUAUACCCAACAACGCCAGCCAACUACUUCCACGCGCUGCGUCGCCAGAUCUACCGCGACUACCGCAAGCCGCUGGUCGUCAUGACGUCCAAGAAGCAGCUGCGCUUCCCGCUGUGCAAGUCCGAGCUCAGCGAGAUGACCGGUCACACGUUCUUCCAGCGCUACAUCCCCGAGAGCCACCCUACCGAGGGCGAGUUCACGCUGGUCGAGCCCGAGAAGAUCCGCACGCACGUGCUGUGCACGGGCCAAGUGUACUACACUUUGCUGCAGGCGCGCGAGCUCAACAAUGUGCGCGACGUGGCCAUCUCGCGUAUCGAGCAGCUGCACCCGUUCCCCUGGGAUCUUGUGCGCGACCACAUCGAGAGGUACCCCAACUGCGAGUUCGUAUGGGCCCAGGAGGAGCCGCUCAACAUGGGCUCGUGGGCGCACGUUGAGCCGCGCCUGCGCACCAUCUUCAACAAUACCACCUGCCAUGCUGGCAAGGCCAUUCGCUACGCCGGCCGUGACCCGUCAGGCCCCGUCGCCACCGGAAACCACAAGCAGCACGUGUUCGAGGAGUGGGCCUUCACCUCGCAGGCGCUCUUCGGCGAGGCGCGGAAGCCCUCCGACAUUGUUAUGGGUGUGCCCAAGUGGGAGUAAGCGAGCGAGCUAGCACAAAAGCACGCACAAUUUCUCCAUAUACCGUAGAAUUUUUACUAUUUUUCUCAUUUUGUCUUGAUUUUUAACGCUGUGUACAGUACAGCCUGCAAUUUCAUUUAUUGUUUUUUAUUUACAAGC
This is a messenger RNA of Kickxella alabastrina, 3566 nucleotides long. RefSeq names its product oxoglutarate dehydrogenase, E1 component. Lineage: Eukaryota; Fungi; Kickxellomycota; Kickxellomycetes; Kickxellales; Kickxellaceae. The transcript has a single exon. Gene Ontology annotation, molecular function: thiamine pyrophosphate binding; oxoglutarate dehydrogenase (succinyl-transferring) activity. Bases 282 to 3428 code for a protein of 1048 amino acids. Gene Ontology annotation, biological process: tricarboxylic acid cycle. Gene Ontology annotation, cellular component: oxoglutarate dehydrogenase complex; mitochondrion. The record is from RefSeq and is a predicted model, not a curated record.